ACUAAAAUAACCUCUCCUCCUUCUGAAGCUUUCCAAAAUGGUGUUUUCCGGUAAAAAUCAGACACACACUCUCCUCUUCUUCCUCACUCUCUCUCUCCUCACCCUCUACGCUCUCCACCACCGCCACCGCCACCCCUUCCCCUCCCCCUCCUCCCCCGCCGCCACCCUAUUCCUCUCCUCCGGCAGCAACUCCACCGUCGCGGCCUACCUCCGUCAACUCACCCUCCGCCCCCACCUCGCCGGCACCCCCCUCUCCCUCUCCACCGCCCUCUACGUCCUCAAUCAGUUCCGGUCCCUCGGCCUCCCCGCCCACACCGCCAACUUCUCCGCCCUCCUCUCCUACCCUUCCCACUCCUCCCUCUCCGCGCAUUUCAGCAACGGCUCCAUCUUCAACUUCGCCAUCUCCGAGCCCUCCGCCCCAAACGACGUCGUCCCGCCCUACCACGCCUACUCCCCCUCCGGCUCCGCCCACGCCCCCGCCGUCUUCCUCAACUGCGGGAGCGAGCGGGACUACCUCGCCCUCGCGGCAAGCGGCGUCGAUGUCAGGGGAUGCGUGGGGCUGCUGCGGCGCGGCUGCGGGCUCUCGCGGCACGAGGCGGCGGCGAAUGCGGCGGCGCGAGGGGUGGCGGCGGUGCUGAUGUACACGGAGGGGGGGUUUAAGGAAGGGGUGGAGAGGGGCACUGUUAUGGAGGGAUUGGGGGACCCGCUCAGGGCCGGCGGGGAGAGGCUUGAGGAGGGUGAUCCCAGGGUGGUAAGGAGGUUUCCUGGUAUUCCGUCGAUGCCGCUGUCGGAGGCGGCGGCGGAGAGGAUUUUGGGGUCGCUGGAGGGGGCGAGGAUGCCCCUUGAGUGGAGGGAGAGUUUUGGGACUGGAAAUAGUACAAGGUUUUGGGGUGUGGGGCCCGGACCGACCAUGCUCAAUUUUACAUACCAGGGUAAGCAAAAGAUGGAAACCAUCCACAAUGUAUUUGCUGUGAUAAAGGGAUCGGAGGAAGCUGAUCGAUACGUGCUCCUAGGCAACCAUCGAGAUGCUUGGACUUACGGCGCUGUUGACCCUAACAGCGGCACUGCUGCUCUACUUGACAUUGCUCGACGUCUUUCACUUCUCAUGCGAUCAGGUUGGCGUCCUAGACGAACCAUCAUUCUUUGCAGCUGGGAUGCCGAAGAAUUUGGGAUGAUUGGUUCCACCGAGUGGGUAGAGCAGAACCUUCUGAAUCUUGGCUCGAAAGCAGUGGCCUAUUUUAAUGUGGACUGUGCGGUGCAAGGGCCUGGUUUGUUCGUUAGUGCUACUCCUCAGCUCGAUGAUCUUUUCGUUGAGGUAACAAAACAGGUUAAAGAUCCGGAUUCGGAUAAUGAGUAUGUGUAUGAACGAUGGGUAGCUGCCAACAGAGGUGUUAAUCAGAUUCAGAGACUGAGCAGAGUUGAUUCAGAUUUCGCUUCGUUUUUGCAGCAUGCCGGGGUUGCUUCUAUUGAUUUAUAUUUUGGAAUAGAUUUUCCAGCUUAUCACACUGCAUUCGACUCGUAUGAUUGGAUGAUGAAUUUUGGAGACCCCUUGUUUCAUCGGCACGUGGCAGUGGCAGGAAUAUGGGGGCUCGUCGCUCUUCGAUUGGCUGAUGAUCCGAUCCUGCCUUUCAACUACAUUUCUUAUGCCACUGAAUUGCAGGAUUUUCGAUUGUGGCGUUUUGCUAAUUUGACUGCCUUGCAGAAGUAUAAAAAUGCUCUGAGCACUUUGUUGGGAGAAUCCAUCUCUCUGGAUCCUAUCACUGCUGCUAUCCAAGAAUUCACAACGGCUGCAUAUGGAACCGAUGAAGAAAUCAAGAAACUGAGGGUGGAUGGAAGCAAGGAUGUAUCGACACUACUCAGGAGGCGCGCUCUAAAUGAUCGACUGAUGCUUGCAGAAAGAGGCUUCUUAGAUCCGGAGGGACUCCCCGGAAGGCAAUGGUUGAAGCACCUGAUUUAUGGGCCUUGUGGGGAUACGGAAAGCAAAAUCGAAUUCUUUCCUGGAAUAGCGGAUUGCAUAUCUGAAUAUCGGGAGAGGAGAGGCGAGGAGGCGAGGAUUAGGCACGAGAUCUGGAGAGUCUCGAGGGCCAUCCAGAGAGCAGCCUCAGCUUUGAGAGGUGAACUCACAUGAAACACUCAGAUAUGAAAAGGAGAAGUAUAUCUAACUCCUUUACUUGUAUUUUAGUAUGAUCAAAUGAAUAGAGUUAAAAUGGGGAAGUAAAAACUGAAUAGUGGCAUCUGUGUCUCCCUAUAUAAUAAAUGUGUAAAUACGCCCCUCACAUAUGUACCAAAGUAUUUGUAUGUUCGAAAACUAUUUUUCACCAUUUAUAGUAGACGAAUUGCUCC
Messenger RNA from Salvia hispanica, 2343 nucleotides. The record is from RefSeq and is a predicted model, not a curated record. NCBI's taxonomy places the organism in Eukaryota, Viridiplantae, Streptophyta, Magnoliopsida, Lamiales, Lamiaceae.